Notolabrus celidotus (New Zealand spotty) is the source of this 2178-nucleotide messenger RNA. RefSeq names its product adenylosuccinate synthase 2 (gene adss2). Gene Ontology annotation, biological process: 'de novo' AMP biosynthetic process; IMP metabolic process. Gene Ontology annotation, molecular function: adenylosuccinate synthase activity; GTP binding. Lineage: Eukaryota; Metazoa; Chordata; Actinopteri; Labriformes; Labridae. Bases 150 to 1529 code for a protein of 459 amino acids. The transcript has 13 exons. Gene Ontology annotation, cellular component: cytoplasm. The record is from RefSeq and is a predicted model, not a curated record.
CAUGUGCACGGCGUCUGAGCAUUGCCGUGCAGGGAGGGAGCUCCUCUCGUCCAAUGUACUAUCUUUGGUGCGGCAACGCAGCAGCAGCAGCGCGGUGAGAAAGGAAAGGGCGCUCAACUGUAGUCAGCGGCAGCGACCCAGCAGCAGACAUGUCGGACAGUGGGAGUCAAGAACCCGCCGAUGCCGCGGCCCCCCGCAGCGACAGCCCGACAACACGGGCACCUAUACCGCCCGUCGGCAACCGGGUGUCUGUGGUGCUCGGGGCUCAGUGGGGCGACGAGGGGAAGGGGAAAGUUGUGGAUCUCUUGGCACAAGACGCGGAUAUGGUGUGCAGAUGUCAGGGCGGAAACAACGCAGGACACACCGUGGUGGUUGACUCAGUUGAAUACGAUUUCCACCUCCUCCCCAGUGGCAUCAUCAACCCCAAGGUCACUGCCUUCAUUGGCAACGGUGUGGUGAUCCACCUCCCAGGCCUGUUCGACGAGGCAGAAAAGAAUGAACGCAAAGGAAACGGUCUCAAAGACUGGGAUAAGAGGUUGAUCAUCUCCGACAGAGCACACAUUGUGUUUGACUUCCACCAAGCAGUUGAUGACAUUCAGGAACAGCAGAGACAAGAUCAAGCAGGCAAGAACCUUGGGACAACAAAGAAGGGGAUUGGUCCUGUGUACUCAGCCAAAGCAGCACGUAGCGGUCUCAGGAUAUGUGAUCUGUUGGCUGACUUCACCAAGUUCUCUGAAAGGUAUAAAGUAUUGGCCCAGCAGUACAAGUCUAUAUACCCGACUCUGCAGAUCGACAAAGAGGGAGAGCUGGUCAAACUAAAGGACUACGUGGAGCGGAUCAAGCCCAUGGUGAGAGACGGGGUGCACUACAUGUACGAAGCCCUGCAUGGACCUCCUAAGAAGAUCCUUGUGGAAGGAGCCAACGCUGCACUGCUGGACAUCGACUUUGGGACGUACCCGUUUGUGACGUCAUCCAACUGCACGGUGGGCGGGGUUUGCACAGGUCUUGGCAUGCCGCCUCAGAACGUCGGGGAGGUCUACGGGGUCGUAAAAGCGUACACCACCAGAGUGGGCAUCGGAGCUUUCCCCUCAGAGCAGAGCAAUGACAUCGGAGAACUACUUCAGACCCGAGGGAAGGAGGUGGGCGUGACCACAGGCAGGAAGAGGAGAUGUGGUUGGCUGGAUCUGGUGCUCAUCAAAUAUGCACACAUGAUUAAUGGUUUCACUGCUUUAGCACUCACCAAACUGGACAUACUUGACGUGUUUGAAGAGAUUAAAGUGGGAGUAGCAUACAAAGACGACAACCAAACUAUACCUCACUUCCCGGCCAAUCAGGAGGUGCUGCAGCGUGUGGAGGUCCAAUAUGAGACGCUGCCGGGCUGGAAAAGUGACACCUCGGCUGCGAGGAGUUUUGAGGAGCUGCCUGAGAAUGCUCAGAAAUAUGUUCACUUCAUUGAGGAGCAUGUGGGAGUGCCUGUGAAAUGGAUCGGUGUGGGGAAGUCUCGGGAGUCCAUGAUCCAAAUGUUCUAGAUGAUGGGAGGAGAAGCAGAGAGGAAGCACAGCAGCGAAUCAACUGUACCCUCCAUCCCCUCCCUACCUACACACAGCCUACCUACCUAUCUGAUGUUUCCGGCGGGGACAUAACCGCCAUAACUGUUUUAAUGCUUUCCUGUCAUAUUACCAGACUGUCCCAUGUUACAGACCGGACCUCUACGGAUCAGACUAACAUCAGACUGAACUCUCUAUGAAUGUUUCUCAGCAUCUCUGUCGGGAUUUUUAACAGUUUUAAACUACAGAUAACAGCUUCAAGUUCAACUGCUUCUUAACUUUGUUCCUGUUUUUAUCAUAGCCAUGUAUCAAAGACACAUGCGGCAACACCAGCUGCCAUCAGGUUUGAGAAAGAACAUGAGGAAAUGGACUCAGUACAUACAGAUAGACACACGCCGACACAGGAUCACGGCCCAGAGGGGCUGUCCACAGAUAUAAACUUUGAUCAUGUGUAUUUUUUGUUCAUGUUUUUGUGUUUUAAAUGCACUGUUUCAUUCUGGUGUCAAAUCAAUUUAAAAAAAAGUUGAAACCUCUGCACUUUAGAUGCUUUGGACUUUAUCUGUUUUAUGUUUUCUUCUGCCAGGUUUACAUCACAUCCUGACACGAUAAAGGGAUACUUUAAUACUUUUAA